AUGGGUGUGGCUGGUCAGUUGGCAGUGUUGAGCUGCCUGCCUCUUACGAUGGCGGGCUGGUACAUCGGCAGGAGCGGGGCGAGAGAGGACUGCAACGCCGUGUGCGCGGGCAUCGGCCCUUGCAACGCCCAAGCACUCAACGACAUCAUGCGCUGCAGCCCAGGUCAGGUUAAGACCUUCCUUGCCGGCAUUGCUGCCUUCCGCCGCGUCAAUGAUACUGCAGGGUCCGAGCAGACUACAUCCUAUGACUGCUCGCAGUCCAUGACAGUUCUUACGGAUUCGAACGCGACCGUCGCGCCGUUUGCAGAUGCUCAUGGCCUGUGCGGGUACUCCACGAAUGGAGCUGCCUCAUGCGACAGCCAACCGCCCCUCCCCGGCUGGGUUCGCCAUUGCUGUUGCGAGGAGCAUGACGGAGACUGCGCCGUCAGCAAGUGUCCUGACUCCCCGGAAGCCUGGGACGCCAUCCCCUUGGGUUCGACAGUCGCUCUUACCGUUGCGCCUGAUGCGACGGUGACGGAGAGCGCUGGGGUGCACCCUGUCCUCACGGUACUCUUUGUUGCACUGGGGGUUCUUGCCACUCUGACUGGGCUAGCUUGCAUCAUCUACUUCCUCCUCUUCGCCAUCACCAUGUUGCGCAUGAGACAGUUGGGACACCUGGACGCAAAAAGCGAGCUUCCUCUGUGA
This is a messenger RNA of Symbiodinium natans, 684 nucleotides long. NCBI's taxonomy places the organism in Eukaryota, Dinophyceae, Suessiales, Symbiodiniaceae. The record is from the annotation of a GenBank genome assembly.